AUGAAACGCAGCGCACGCUGCUGGCGUGAAUGUUGUAUUGUCUUCCCUUUUCCCUCCGGUGGGUGGACGGAGGGGGUCGCACCACGUGCUGCGCUGCCUACACCUCUCUCCCGUUCUGGAACGGACAGUGCGUACCGUGCUGCUGAUCAUUGCCCCACUGUUGAGACUCGCGCACGCAUCGGCUUCCGCACCACCACUGCCCUCCACGCAACGGACGGAACGAGCUGUUGUGCGCUUGUUCCGUCCUACAUACGCACGCGCUGUGCUGUGCAGAGUCCCGCGUGCGGGUACGUGUCUGCGCGUGCACUGCUGCGCAUCUCCGUCCAUCUGACGCUCCCUCCCACCCUCCCUCGCUUCACUAGUCGUCGCGCUUUGGGCCUUUUGCCCAUCCGUGGCGGUGCCGCGUUUAUCGCUCGCGCGUUGCCCUCCCCCUCCCCCUCCCCCUGUGUGUGUUUCUCUACUCUCUACACCGUCAAGCUCUCUUACGUGAUAUCACGCAGCAGCUGUUAA
Messenger RNA from Leishmania major strain Friedlin, 510 nucleotides. RefSeq lists its product as hypothetical. The record is from RefSeq and is a predicted model, not a curated record. Bases 1 to 510 code for a protein of 169 amino acids. The transcript has a single exon. NCBI's taxonomy places the organism in Eukaryota, Euglenozoa, Kinetoplastea, Trypanosomatida, Trypanosomatidae.